AGCGCGGAGCCGGGAGCGGCCCCGGGGCGCCUCCGCCGCCGCCCCCCGCCGAGGGGCUCCGCGGCCAUGCGAGGCGGCCGCCCCCGCGGCCCCGCGGCCCCGCGCUGCCCGCCGCUGCGCUGAGCCCCUCCGGCCCGCGGCACCAUGUCCCGCCGCAAAAUCUCCUCCGAGUCCUUCAGCUCUCUGGGCUCCGACUGCCCGGAGACCAGCCCCGAGGAGGAGGGCGAGUGUCCCCUGUCCCGCCUCUGCUGGAACGGCAGCCGCAGCCCUCCCGGCCCCGCCGAGCCACCCCUCGCCACCGCCGCCGCCGCCGCCGCCGCCGCCGCCGCCGCCGCGGCCAGCGCCGGGGCUCGCCGCGCUCCGCGCCGUCGGCGGGUCAACCUGGACUCUCUGGGCGAGAGCAUCCGCCGCCUGACGGCCCCCGCGCCUCAGACUAUUCGGCAAACUCUUCAAAGGACACUGCAGUAUUUUGAGCAUCAAGUUAUUGGUUACAGGGAUGCAGAGAAGAACUUUCACAAUAUAUCAAACAGAUGCACCUACACAGACUGUGCUGGCAAUGAAGAAACUGAAGAUGUCUCAGGAAUUCUCCAGUGUACAGCUAAUGUACUUGGUCUGAAAUUUGAAGAAAUGCAAGAAAAAUUUGGGGAGGAAUUCUUCAAUAUCUGCUUUGAUGAGAAUGAGAGAGUUCUUCGAGCUGUAGGUGGGACCCUUCAGGACUUCUUCAAUGGCUUUGAUGCUUUGCUGGAGCACAUUAGAACUUCAUUUGGAAGACAGGCCACCCUGGAAUCCCCAUCUUUCCUAUGCAAAGAGCUCCCUGAAGGCAACCUCAUGCUUCAUUACUUUCAUCCACAUCAGAUUGUGGGGUUUGCAAUGGUGGGAAUGAUAAAGGCAGCAGCAAAGAAAAUUUACCGCUUGGACGUGGAAGUAGAACAGGUCACUAACGAUAAGCUGUGUUCAGAGGGGACGAACCCGGGUAAUUGCAGCUGUCUGACUUUCCUUAUCAAAGAACACGAAAAUGCAAAUAUCACAAAAGCACUUCCAUCGGGAACUUCCCAUUCUCCCUUAGAUCUGAGGAUUAGUAUCAGCACCUUCUGCAGAGCAUUCCCCUUUCACCUGAUGUUUGAUCAAAACAUGUUUGUUCUUCAGCUGGGAGAAGGUCUAAGGAAGCAGCUCAGAUGUGACACCCACAAAACUCUGAAAUUCCAAGACUGCUUUGACAUAGUUUCUCCUAAGAUCAGUGCCACAUUUGAACGAGUCCUCCUGAGGUUAUCUACUCCCUUUGUUAUUCGGACCAGACUUGAGGAUUCUGACUCUGAAAAUAAAGACAAGGUGAUGGAAGUUAAAGGACAAAUGAUCCACGUGCCAGAAUCAAAUUCAAUUUUGUUUCUGGGGUCUCCCUGUGUGGACAAACUGGAUGAACUGAUGGGCCGAGGUCUCCAUCUUUCAGACAUACCCAUACAUGAUGCUACUCGUGAUGUCAUAUUGGUUGGGGAGCAAGCAAAGGCACAAGAUGGCUUGAAAAAAAGAAUGGAUAAACUGAAGGCAACACUAGAAUGCACACACCAAGCCCUGGAAGAGGAGAAAAAGAAAACAGUCGAUCUCCUUAUUUCUAUUUUCCCUGAAGAAGUGGCUCAACAGUUGUGGCAGGGGCAGCAAGUUCAGGCCAGGAAGUUUGAUGAUGUCACCAUGCUCUUCUCGGAUAUUGUUGGCUUCACAGCCAUCUGCGCGCAGUGCACACCCAUGCAAGUCAUCAGCAUGCUGAAUGAACUCUACACACGGUUUGACCAUCAGUGUGGAUUCCUGGACAUCUACAAGGUGGAAACAAUAGGUGAUGCAUACUGCGUCGCGGCAGGGCUCCACAAGAAAAGCCUUAGCCAUGCUAAAGCCAUUGCCUUGAUGGCACUGAAGAUGAUGGAGCUUUCAGAAGAGGUUCUCACUCCGGAUGGGAGCCCUAUUAAGAUGAGGAUAGGCAUUCACUCAGGAUCAGUGCUGGCUGGCGUUGUUGGUGUAAGAAUGCCACGCUACUGUCUCUUUGGAAACAAUGUCACCCUUGCAAGCAAGUUUGAGUCAGGAAGUCAUCCGCGUCGCAUCAAUGUCAGUCCAACUACAUACCAGCUUUUGAAGAAGGAAGAAAAUUUUAUUUUUAUCCCUCGUUCCCGUGAAGAGCUUCCAGAAAACUUUCCAAAGGAAAUUCCUGGGAUCUGUUACUUCCUCGAGGUCAGAAGUGGUCAGAAGCAGCCAAAACCCUCCAUCACAUCUGCCAGAGUGAGAAAAGUUUCUUACAACAUUGGCACCAUGUUCCUCCGGGAGACCAGCCUAUGAGGCCUGCUGCAGAUCAAAGACUCGUCAAAAAGCACAAGCCCAGAACUGGGUCACGCCAGGGGAGUCGGAGGUUCUUUCUAUUUCACUGCCUUGUUCUGAACAAGCAGUAAAUGCUUCGUGUUAUGUCAGGCAAUAAUCAUUCUAAAGGUGGGUGACUGCUGUUGGUAAACAGAGUGGAGAAAGGGAAAAAAGUGUUUAAAAUAAAUACUUCCACUUCCAGAUGAAUUUCAUUAAUAAACUUGAGUCUGGCCCCUUUACAACAAACAAACACAAACAAAACAAAAAACCAACUCUCACAUUAGAGGUUGGUUUUGUUUUGUGCAGAAAGGGUGAUGGUUCUCUGUAGAUUUGCACCAGCUAAGCAGAAUUGAGAGUCAGUUCUGAUUAUGCAUUCCUACAUUCAGUGUGUUCUUCAGUAUGGUAAUGAUGUUUUUUAACUUUAUGAACAAACAUUUCAUACAUGUACUGUAGAGUUGUUGUAACCUUCCUGCCAGGAGGAAUUGUAAUUCAGUACAAAUUGUAGGGAUUUUACCUAUUUUUAUACAUAUUUCACUUUCUGGAUAAUUACAUUCCACAUACUGUAAGCUGAGUAAGCCUAGAUAGCUUUUCAGUAGCUACUGUAUAUUUCGUAUAUUCUACCUAUUGAAGCUUAUUGUUAUACAAAUGGGAAGAAGUCAUUUUUUUGACUUUUUUGGCAUCAAAAAAACUAAUAUUUUAAAGAAAAAAAAAAAGAGCACUUUGGUAAACCUCUUUACCUGAUGUUUAUGCUAAACUUUAGAUGAGCAUUGUCUUGCUAAUACAAAAUAAUGUUCAGUAUUCGUCCUACAGUUCUGUGCGUCCAGUCUUUCUGGGAUAAAGCAAACAAAAUGUAAAAGAACAAUUUGUUAGCAAACAGAAAAAUUCUGUUACACACAGUGGGACUUUUUUUCCCACAACAAAUUGUCAUCCAAAUUAAUAUUUGGUGGAAGUCCUUACUCUGAGAGAGUCCAGCAAAUUCUGGAAGCACUCUGGGUACUGGUUUUCCAGUUUUUUAAAACGACUUCUGCUCCUGCUCUGAAAAUCCUAUCUGCUAUUAAAGAUGCUCAUUUGGAAAUUUCCUCUGUGGUGGAUUGGAUGAAAGCUUUAUCUAAUGUAGACCAAAAAAUAUUGGAAAGGGGAAGGAAAUAAUGUCUCAGAUCUAAUGAAAAUGCCAGUUCAAGAUUUAGAGCAGUCUAUAUUAAUUAAGAGAAUAAUUUUUUUUUUUUAAAAAAAGAAGGCCCAAUUCCUGGUUAAAUUUAAAAUAGUUUUAUUUUCUUCAGUGAAACCAACUGAAACAAGAAAUGAGAUGUAAAUCUGUCCUCCCAGUGGACACAUUUUCAGGCAGCGUUUAUUUCUCAGGCUUUCCUUUGCAGAAGUAACAGCAGUUUUCUUUUGUAGGUGUACUUCCCUUAAGGUCCUACUGAAUUGAACCAACAUUUUUCUAGUCUUAUAAAUUGUUAGCAAACAUUAAUGCAGUGAUUUCUAAUUGGCUUAGCUUUACAAUGGCCUGAUCAAAGCUCGAAGAAAUCAAAGACAAAACUCUCAACAGCUCAGCACUUCUGUAAUCCAAACCAGAAAUUUGGGCUUUACUUACGGAUUUAGUUAUCAAAUCUUGAAGCGCCUUUUGAAAAUUAGUGAAUAACAUUCUCCACGUGUCCAAAUUAUCCAGUUAUACCUUUCUGCAGAGGGAAUGACAGUGCUCCUUUAUUUCUCUUUGACUCAUAUUUGGAUAGGAACAAUUCAGCAUGGCACAGCCAUCCUGUUAGAGGAGAAAGUUCAUGCUUCCUUCCCAUGAAGCCUGCCUUUAUGAGAAAGGACUAUUCUGAACCUAUGCAGACUUCAUCAGGUAGAAGAAACAUGACUUCAUUAUGCAAGAUGUUUUCUUGCUGAGAGGGUGUCUGCAUGGUCAUGGCAGGGGAAUUAGAACUAGAUGAUCUAUAAGGUCUCUUCCAAUCCAAACCAUUCUAAUGUAUGAUUCUGUGAAUAUUACUUGAAUAGAAAUUCCCUUGUUUUCUAAAAGGACCACUGAUGUUAAAAAUUUCUUCCAUAGUAUCCUUGGGAUUGGAGGAGUUUAUCUUCUACCUACCUUGAUAAACAGCAUCUGCAGCUCUGUUCUAUGUCUGAAAAAUGACUUGAUGAAAACUGUUUGGGCUUGAGGUUGUAGAAUUUCCAUCCAAACCACUGAUCCAAGAAUUUUCUGCAUCAAAUGGCAAAAUGUUUUACUCUACAUCCAUUGGUUUGCAUAUUCACAGCAUGUAGCAUUCACUUCUUUUUUCCAGUGAACAUCAGUGAGACCCGCAAGAAUUAUAUAUGGAGCAAAGUUCCAGUUCAAUCGUGGGAACUGGAACACUGCUUCUGAGCUAAUAAAGCUGUGGUUUUGAUGUCAUUACCCAGUUCCCUGGAGUGAUUUUUUUUUUCUAGCAAUACAUUUUUUUUCUAAUCAAUACAUUAAGAUUUGUUUCUGACUUUAUUGGCACAUCCUCAUUGUUCAGUAGGUGUUAAUGUCAGAUUACUAAUCUCUCUGGCCAAACUCUGUUUUUCUUCUCACCACCCACAGUCCUCAGUGAUGAGAACAAAUGAAGAGGUUCAGACCAAAAGCAUAUUGCUCAAUAUCCUGCCCCUCACAGUUGCUAAUAGGAAAUGCCUAGGUUUAUCCUGUGGGUGAUCUUGGUAGAUCCAUGGAAACAUUAUAAUGAGAAAUGAUGGUUAAAAAUUAAUUCAGCUAUUACACUGAAGAGGUAACAAAAAAAACCCCACAAAACUGUAGCACCAUCCUCAUUCUCUCCAGUUACAGUUUUUUUUUUUUUUUUUUUUUGGUAAGGGAAUUUGUAAUCACAGAGAUUACAUCAAAAACCAAAAAUUGGAGUUAGCAGUACCUUGGAGACAAAGAUAGCUCCCCAAAUUGGAGCAGGUUUACUGUAUAAGAAUAUACAGUCUCUGUUUUUAUACGUUUCUGUGAAGGUAACGUACCCAAAAUUCAGCACUGAUGCUACGUAUUGUGCUGUUUGCUUCUGUGUUAUGACAGGUUAAGUUAAUAGACAAGUGUAGACUUUCUAGAGGCACUUGACCAGUGUGAGAAGAGUGUGAAGCAUUCUCAGCAUUAACUUAGUAGCUGCAUCUGCUGCCUGCAGUAUUAGGUUAUAAAUUUAUUUGCUGGACACCUGUAUGAAGUGAAACAUAGUUUAUUAGCAAGGUUAAUGCUGUGAAGUUGGUUAGAUCAUAGUCAAACUCAGCAUUUGUCCAACAGCAUUUCAUUUUAGCGAUAGAGAAAAUGUUCUCAUUUGCCUGACAUUGUUUUCAUGAAUAAAAGAUUUUGCAGUGUUUUUACCCUGGGAUGUUGAGGUGGAGAGGUGCUGAAAUGUAGAAAUCACAUACUGUAGUUGGAAUUUCAUCCUGAUGUUUUCUUUCCUAUUAAAUAGAUGAUCCUUUUUUCCUCUCUGAAGACAAAGAGAGCAGAUGUGCUGCAUAUUCCCUGUGUUGGGAGGAGAACGCAUGCGCCCAAGAUGGGGUUAUUGGUCUCCUUGCCACAGCCUGGUUCUGUGCAUUUUCCCCCUGAUCCAGGCUCAGACAGACUGGAGACCAUGGGCUGACCACAGAGGCAGACUCACGGGCCAACUUCUCUCACAGAAGUCAUGAGGCCUAAGUAAACAGAGGCAACAGUUACUCCCCCAGCGCACUUUUUAGAGGUUUUCUGUCAGAUUUCUCCAUCUGCUUGAAGCUCUCUGUCACACAGGCUUUUCUAUGAUGCAGGGUAUAGAGGUCAGGAACUCAGAGUGAAGGAAAUUGUAGAGCAGUGGAUUAAAUUUUGUUCAGUAUCACUCUGGAAAUACUUACCGUACAAAGACAAAAGCCACUGCAUGGGAGAGUUAUUGCAAAGACAGAAUUCUAAUAGUGUGGAUGUCUUGCAGGAUCCCACAGGGUUUUACUCUUUUAAUUCCAAAGAGCUCAUAGUUGUUAAAUGUGGUUGUGGUUUUGACUUCACUGCUUAUUCCCACAUCCAUUUUCAGCUCUCAGCCUGCUCAGAAAGGCACUGUGGGGCCUGGAAGCAUGCUUCUGCAAACAGAAAACCAUCUUGUAUGGGAAUUGCUUAUGCUGAAGAAGAAAUACUUGCAGUUUGUCACUAGCUCGUCCUAUCGAGGUUCAUCUGUAUGCAGAUGCAAUUUCAUAGUGAUGUCCCCUCCUGUGUUCCUGGUGCUCCUAUGCCUGCAGAGACAUCCAGUGUAUAACCACCGUUUCUCUGUUUUCUGUUAACAUUUCUCUGUUCUUUUUUUUUUUUUCCUGUGUAAAGCAAACAGUGCAGAACUGUGACAUUGCAGACAUUGAAACAUACCAUAGUUCUGCAUUAAGACUUAUGCUCUGCUUAAUGAUAUUGCAUUAAAUAUUUCUUCCUCUGAACAAAUCCUUUUUAUCCCACCAGACUUUAAAAUGAAGGGGGAUAUAAAAUACCACAAACCAAUUUUAAUUGCAAAUGCCAGUGAAACUUGUAUCAGCUGCUGGGGCAAGUGUAGCUGCAGGAUGGCUUUCAGAUUCUUCAGCAUCCAGAGGAAGCCCUCACACGUUCUACCUGCCCACAAGACUAAUCCAACAGCAGCAUCACAAACAUCUAGCAUCUUCUGUGUUCUUUCAUCUUCUGAUCCCAGGCUUCUGCCUCACCUAUGCUGAGUGCUGACAACACACUGAGCAGAGCCACUUCCCUGCCCUAACUCAGUCACAGAGCUUCUCUCUCUGUUUUUGGAUACUCCUAUUGCUUUGUAAAGUUAUGCAUUUGUAAUAUUACAGAUAACAGCAUGCUUAAAUUAGCAACAAAACAAGAAGCAUAAGCUUGACAGCUGUCUCUUUAGGAAAGACAAACCAGCAAGGUGAGGCAGUGAGGUUGCUUUUUACAUGAGAAGGCAAGUGGAAUGUAUCAAGCUCUACUUGAGGAUGGACAGUGAACAAGUAGAGAGCUUGUGGGUGAGAAUUAAGGGACAGGCUAAUGUGGGUGACACUUGUUGCUGAUUUGUACUACAGAACACCUGAUCAGGUGGAGGGAGUUUGAUGAGGCCUUCGACAAAUAGCAGGAAGCAGCCCCACGUUCACAGGCACUGGUUCUCAUGGGUACUUCAGUCAGUCUGAUAUUUGCUGGAAAAACAGUGCUGUCAGAUACACACAGACUAGAAGGUUCAUGCAGUGUGUGGAGGCAAAGUUUCUGGCACAAGUAGUGGAGAAGUCAAUGAAGAUAGAUUUGCUGCUGGAUCUUACUCUUACAAACAAGGAGGAGCUGUCUGGGGAUGUGAGGGUUUAGGGCAGCUUGGGAUGCAGCAUUCAUGAGAUGGUGGAGUUCAGGAUCUUGCAUGGAAGAAACAGGGCAAUAGGUAGGAUUACUGCCCUGGAGUUCCAGAGAGCUGACUUAGAUGUCUUUGAAAACCUACUUGGAGGGAUCCUAUGGGUUAGAGUGCUUAGAACAUAAGGGGGGUUGAGAGAGCUUGCUGACAUUCAAAUGCCACUUCAAGCUCACGAUCAUUGCAUCCCUAAGAGUAAGAAAUCAGGCAAAGGUGGCAGGAGACAUGCAUAGAAGGGCAAGGUGCUCAUGGGUAAAGCCAAAGGGAGGAAGGAAGUUUAUGGAAUGUGGAAAAAGGGUCUGGCCAUGUGGAAACAAUAUAGCAGUAAUGCCAAGGCACGCAGGGAUGUUGUGAGAAGGGCUAAGGUGCAGUUGGAAAUAAACCCAGAAAGAGUUGGUUCCCUUCCUUCAAAGGAAUACGUUAUUCAUUGAGCUUUUUUGGAGUUGAGGAUGGCAGUAGAUGCCAGUGGCAGUAGAGGAUGGCAUGAAUUGAAGAUGUUAAGUUUGCAGGAGAAUCAAGAGUCAGGAACUUAACCUUCUGCUGCUACUGUUCAUGCUUCCAUCGCCAUGCAUGCUCUUCCUGUUCUAGUUCAGAAUUCUGUUAUUUGAAAGACCUCCGCUCUUUUUUGUUUUGCAGUCUGUGUAUGACAUUGAUGGUGAGUAAUUCUUAUUAUUGUUCUUAUUAACAUCUGUUGUUGACAUGACUGCUUACAUCUAAAGAAAAAGUAGGAUCAAAGGGUUGAUCUUGCUCUUAUUUGCAGCAAAGACAAAACUGCUACAGUGACACAGCAGGCAGUUGCGUCUGUAGAGUGGGAGGACCACAGUGGAAGUUUUCACUGGGGGAUUUGGGUGAAGUCAGUGCAGUAACUGUCCACUACAUGUGUGAUUUUAAAUUUCCUAAGCACUAGCUUUAUCCAUGUAGCUAGAAGUUGCUCUUCAACAAUGUUAUUAAUCUGCAGUGCAUGAGUAACCUUACAACAAAAAUCUAUAAACUGUUUAACUUCAUAUGCAUGUUUGAUCUUCUGUUGCUUGGCUUCUAAUCAUGCAUGAAAGCAAGUAAAACAGUGACACUGGGGAAUGCAGCAACUCAGUCAUAGGUCACAAAUCAUUCACCUUGGCAGAUGCUUACUCCUUCCUGUGGCUUAGAAAGGUUAACCUCCUGUUAUCUCUGAUCCCCAUGUCACUGCAGCAACAGAAUGGCUUCUGAAAGAAACAGCAUGGGGCAUCGCAGGCUAGGGCUCUCAUUAGAGAGGCCAAUACAAGAAAUUAUGCGAAGUUGCAACUUUGUUGGCAGCCUUAGCAAAAAGAGCAUCUGGAGGCAGAUGCUAAACUGGCCAUCUGCUCCUGGGACUUUAGUUUCCAAAGGCAGAGCGAGGCUGAAAAAAACAAGAUGACACUGUCUUUCAGGGAAAGGGGAAUCUUGCCUGCCUUGGUUAGGGGGGAAGAAGCAGGAUGGAGCUGUGCUCACUGGCAGCACAGCUUGCUCUUGCCUUCAGCCGCUUUUACUUUAGCACUCCAGAAAUCAUUUUCUCAGAAACCCAGUAGUUUCUUCAGGUCCUUGCCCCCCCUUGACUGUAGACACAGCAUGAGGCUGCCUAAAACCGUGGGUGUGCUUGUUUCUUACUGACCACAUACAAUUAACUGAGUUUAGAGAUCUGUUUUUUAAGACGUCCAAGGAAUGUGAGAUUGAUCCCACUGAUUUAAGCUCUCUCCAGACCAGUGCUGUCUCUGAGCUCUUUCAGUCUGUGCUGCUUUUCAGAUUUUUGAAUUGGCCAAAAAAAAAUGGUAGACGGACAGAUAAGCUCAUUCCAGGAUGAACAGUGGUUUGAUAUGGUGACUAUCUGGAACAGGGGCUACUGCCGUUCUAGAAAUCUCUUCCUUCUGCUGUCUGAACCACUUACAAAAGCUAUGAGUGUUGCCAAUCACAGCUCCUGGAUCUUGCAGUGUGUUAAAAAGAGUGUGGCCAGCAGGUCGAGGGAGGUGAUCCUCCCCCCCUACUCUGCCCUGGUGAGACCACAUUUAGACUACUCUGACAAGGUCUGGGCUCCCCAGCUGAAAAAAGACAGACCUCUCCUAGAGGAGAGUGCUGGAGUCCACUGGAGGGCCACAAAGAUGGUAAAGAGCCUGGAGCAUCUCUCAUAUGAGGAAAGGCUGAGUAAAUUGGGUCUGUUCAGUAUGGAGAAAGAAAGACUGAGGGGGUUCUGAGUAAUGUUUAUAAGUGUCUACAGUGAGAAAGAAGGCAAAUGGGUGAGGCCAGGCUGUUCUCAGUGGUGCACAGUGAUAGGACGAGGAGAUAUCGCCUAAAACUUGAACAUAGAAAAUUCAAUAAUAACAUGCAGAAGAACUUCUUUAUGGUAAGGGUGAUGAAACAGAACCACUAGAAUAGAAUGCCCAGGGUGGUUGUGGAGUUUCCUUUGAUGGAGAUAUUCAAGACGCAUCUGGACACCUACCUAUGCAACCUAUUGUAAGAUACCUGCUUUAGCAUGGGUCUUGGACUCAAUGAUCUCCUGACGCCCCUUCCAACUCCUGCAAUUCUGUGAUUCUAUGAUCUCUCUAUGAAUGUUCACCUGAGCUAUAUGACAGAAUGCCUCUAUAAACCUUGCUAGUUAUCUUGUUGCAUAGAUGAUAAUAAAGUAUACAAAUGCUAAAGGGCAGAAGAAUAGUUGCUGGGUUAUCAUUAAUAUACAUUUUUCUUGGUUUUGUGAUUUUGUAAGCCCAAAGUUACUUACUAUUAGCAGGAGGUCUUGCAAUGAGAUAAUUGUUUUUUAGAGUACUGUUCCUUGCAGUACUUUGAAAUGACUACUCUUGAGGCAAUAAAUUCAGCCAUGCAAUUAUAUUCCGCUGUAGACACUUAUAUGACAGCUGUCACCCUAACAAAGCAUUUUUUAACAGGACAUGAAAUGACACAAUAACACCCUGUUGUGUAUUGUUUGUCCUUCUGUUCUCUUCUCCAAAGGAGAAGAGUAUGUGGUGGAAUAAUUUGAUUUUGUGAGGUGUUGUCUUUUUUCUAGUUUUCUAAAAAUACAUGUUGUUAUGUACUUAAAUUAGGAUGGGCGAAAUUGGAACUGUGGAUCAGGGUUAGAGAAGGCUUAUAGUUGUAAACAGAGUAUCUUAAAGACUACCCUGCUGAGUGAGACUGUUCUCCCAUCCUAGAAACAACAGCAUGGUAUGCAAGAUAAGCCCAAGAAUGAUAAAUAUGAGCAAUAAAACAGUUAUAAGUAAUUGAUAAGUUCUGCUUUUGUAAGCAGCAGUAAAUUAAUGUUAAGACUGAUUAAUAGUCAGAGAAGAGCACUUCUUAAUUUGUUUUAGCAUUUGUUUGUUAUCAGUGCAUCUCUAAGGUAUUUUUUCCUUCCCUAGUGAGGCUGAAACAGUACUGCAUCAAUAUCAGUUCUGGAGCUUAUUGCAAAGGAGUGUAGUUGGAAAUUAAUAACUAUCGAGUAGAGUUUUUUUUUUUUAAGUGAACAUCGCCUGUGAUAACAAACCAUAUGGGAAAGAGAAAAGAGGAACAAACGUAUAUUUGUAGUAAAAGUUUAUGUGACAUUUCUGUUUGAUUAAAAUACAAUCUGAAAUUGUACAAUUAAAGCACAGCUGCGUUGUUCAGGUUAUUUGCAUUUGCUAAUAAGGAGGGAAGAUUUUCAAAGUCCAAAAGACUUUCUCCUCCAUUCCAUUUUCUUUGUUGAUACACGAACUCCUGAAAGUUGAACCUCAUUUUGCUCAAUAUACUGAAAUUCUGAAUGCCCAAAUAAAUUUUAAAAAUGUGGAUUAUAAAUUCGUAUCAUAUCUUGAGAGUGUAUGGAUAAGGAGCCCACAAAGAGAAUGCAUCUGAAGAAAGUGAAGAAAGAUUCCGUGUGUUUGGAAUUUUGAUGACCAAGAGUGUACCAUGAGCAUGUUGCAGAAGGCAAGAAUGUGCUGCACAUGAUGUCGAGAAUUCUUAUGCCAGUAGGAUCAGUUUUAGAGUUGAUUAUCCUCAGAGUUUUAGUGGAGUUGCAUGAGAAAUCCAUUAUUUUUGGAGGAGGGAAAGUUAUUUCAAGUGAGCUCGGUCUCUGGUUGCAGAGAAAAGUUGUGGAGAAAAGGAAAUCUACAAAUUCUAAAUGUAAAAUGAAAGACAGAUGCUCCACUUUUGUUCAUCAUUUGACUUUUCUGGAGGAAGGUCUCAGAAUUUCUCUUUGAGUUUAGAUGGUGAAUGCAAAACCUGUCAGUAGCUAUAAAACAUUACAAGUGUGGUACUUUUUCCAGUAGAGAUGAAUGCCUUCCAGGUGUGUGUAGGGAUAUGAUACUUCAGUGUUAGCACUUAAAAAAAUUAAUGAUUCUAUUCUGCUUCAUUUAUAAGUAUUGUUUAGAAAUGUCUAAACUGCACGUUUGGAAGUGUUGAGUCAAAGCAAAAAGAUUCAAAGAUUUGAAGUCUGUGAUGUAAUUUAGUAUUCACACCAUUUCCUCAGAAACAGUUCUAUAUAUGGAGUUUUCAAAAGCAAUUGCAGCCAACAGUCAUUUAUAGUUAAUUUCAAGGUGCAAAAUUGUCAAGCAAAUCAUAUUAGGUAAGGCCAAGAUUGAAUUCAGUUGGUUUAGCAUGUAUUAAGGGGAAGAACGCAUCCCAAUGCCAGUCUCUAAAUGCGCUUCCUAGGAUGUCCGUGAGUACUGUGCCUUUUACUGAAGCCCAAACAAUGCCCACUCCAGGCACAAUUCCCAUCCCAGUGCAUAGCAUCCAUAUUGCCUUAUGUGACAAUUAGCAGUUAAGUUGCAGCCAUUAAUGCCUAAAUAAUAAUGCCUAAAUGCUAAAAUAUUGCUUAUUAACCUUAUACCUUGCUGCCCACUUUAAUCUGGGAUCCAGUGGACUUCAGAGCACCAAGAGGUUUUGGAACUGCUGUGAGUCUGAGUGAGGUUCCGCUAUCCUAAGUCUAAGUAAGUAUUUACAACUUUUGAUGGAAAAGCAAACAUACACAUGGAGAGACACACAUCAGGGACAAGGGCCAGAGUUUCAAAGGGCCUUGGGCUGAGCUCUGAACCAGAGGUGAGUGGGAAGAAUCAGGGAUGCUGCUGUACAAGUCCCAUCCUUCUCCCAUCCUUCCAUCUCUGUUUGCUAUCACCAUUCCUAUCCUUGGCCAUCUGCAGUGAUUUCCAUCACAGUCCUGGUUGGGGAGGCCGUGGGAAAGUUCUUGGGAAGAACAGUCCUCUGCACUGUGAACUGUCAUUCUCUCCAGAGAAAAGGAAUUAGGAGCAGUAUUGUCUUCCCAAGCUGAGAAAACUUGCAGAUUUUCCAUGUAAACAGUUUCUAUAAUUACCAGGAAAACAAACCAGAGGCAGAGCUGUGCAGCAGGGGCAUCCCGCCUUGUACGUGCUGCUGUGAUAAUGAAAUCCAAACCCUGCAGAACUGCAGGCGCAUUAUUCUCACUUGCUUUAAAGGUCAGCUAAGACGCUAAUUUCUCAAAUGGGCUCAUAGCUCUGAGACAUCGUAACACCAGUCGUUUCUUCCAGCAAAUUGCAGUUGUCAGAGAAACUGGAUUAGUAGCUCACAGAGCUAAAAAUAGGCACUGUGUGUCUGCCAGAGAAGCUUGGUUCAGGAGCAGAGGUGAAGGCAAAUCAGUGUCAUAACAUGGAGAAAAAGCUUUGGGUUGAACAUUUUUUAUUGUUGCAAGUUAGCCAUAAAAUUACACUCAAAAUAACCAGAGUUGCCAACUGGAAGAAUGUCAGGAUUUAGUGUUGAUUCUGUUUUAUUCACCUUCUGGAUCCAGCCUGCAGUUGCUGCUUUAUCAGCUGAAUAAGGCUGGCAGCAGUCGCACACAGUUUGUACUAUGACUUAAACAAUUAUUUUUACUUUUAUGGUCAGAAGCAGACCAACUUACAGUUCAGGAAUAAUCUUUUUUCUCAGAAGGAGCAGUGAGGCACUGGCAUAGGCUGCCCAGUGAGGUGGUGGAGUCACCAUCCCUGGAGGUGUUCAAGAAAAGGUUAUGGGUUAGUGGGCAUGGUGGGGAUGAAUUGAUGGUUGGACUGGAUGAUCUUUGUGGUCUUUUCUAACUUUAAUGAUUCUAUAAUCAUUACCACUUUCUUUAGAAAUUCAUUCUGUAGAAUGUGCCUUUUCUGCGUACCUUCUAUGAAAUCUCUGCAUUUCAGAUCUGAGGCACUGUCAAGUGUAGGGUAUAAACAAUAACUUCUAUCAGUGAAUGAAAUCACUGCGAAAAAUAUUAGUAAAUAUUGUAAAUAAUUUGUAAAUUCUGUGUUUUCAUCAGUCUUUUGUCAUCAUUAUAAGGGGGGACAGGAAUACUUCUGAUUUUAGGAUUUAGGUAGCAUCAGUUGCAUUUGUCUGGAAUUCCUUGUGUACCAGUGUUACUGCAGUGUUAAGAACUGGUGGCAAAACAGAAAUGUCGGGACAAGCAGCACCAGCAGUUGCAUGCAUUGCACAUCCUACACGUUGUGCACACAUUUCAUGGUAUACUUUAUAGUAUAGAACGUAAUAUGACAAAAUAUACAGAAAAAUAUUUGGGAAUUAAAAACACAAAAUAUGUGGACACUGCAGUGCCUGACAGCUAUCCUGAGAUAGGUGAUAAAACCACCUACUUCUAGGAUCAUUCUGAGCUGUCACGCAUCCUUGGCAUUCAUCCUUGCUUUGGUGGAAGGCAUGAUCUUCUCCAGCUCUAUAGCUGAUACAAAUCAGCUAUAUUUAGAGCCCUUACAGACAACUGUAGAAAAGUAACUCAAUGCUACUUACUGAUAAAGUUCUUGUGAUUUAUAUUUAUUUGGUGAGAUAAAUCAAUGAUUACAAGACUUUUUCAAAAACAAGCCAGUGUUAUUGGCAUAGACUUCACAGCUUCGGCUCAUCAAGUCAUAGUUCAGACUCAUCCCAAAGUCUCUGAGUACAAACUGAACCUUGCAUGCAGAAUUCUCCUGGAAGAACUGAUAACAGUUUGAAAGUUGUUUGUCUCCAUACUCUCUAUCCCCUUACUCCUCCCAUCCAAAGGAAAAGUCAUGAAAGUUAUGAAAUUAUGAAUAGGAAACCUCAUGUUUCUUCUACUUAAAUCUGUCACUUUCCUUCAGGAGCCUGAUGCAAUUCUCAAAUUGGUGGUUUAACUGGAAAUUUGUUCAGACUCAUCUAAAUUUCCUCUACAGGUAACUCCAGAAUGAUUACUCUUUGAUGCCUUAGAGAUGUAUCUUUUGCCUUUUCCCUUUGAUUUCAGUGUUGCCAAAGUAAAACCUGAGGGCUAAUUUCUGUCUGAGCUGCUUACAAACACCUCCUGUAACAGGGCCAGAUAUGUGCAGAGGUAAGAUGGAGCUACAAGUAAGAAAUCUGGUUUAUUGUAGGAAGGAGGAUGUUCACCUCAGUCUGUGGUACUCAGUUUUAGGAGUAGGAAUUUGGGAGUUAUCAGACACGUAUUAGUGGUCAACCGUUUGCUCAGCGCAGAGCAAAGGGAAGGAGCAGUUCGGUGAAGUUUUACUCUCAGCUUUCCAGUGGCUGAGAAUUGCCACUUGUUUCUAACUUCUCUGUUUUGCAAGCUGGAUAAAAGUAUUUGGUAUCCUAAAAUGUGAAUACUGACCAACUCAAGGUCUGCUCUCCUGUGGAAAUGGGCAAAUCUGCCCUGAGUGCCAAUGCGUUCUGAAAAUUUAUUUUAUUGCAUUCUGUAACACUGCAAUCCUACAAGUAUUCUGUACUAUGUAAUGGGAUUACAGCCUUGCACUAUCAACAAAGGAUGCCUACUAUAGAAGUAAUGUUGGAUGUCCUUAAAUAAUACUGGAGCUCUGACAAGGUUUAGAACACUGGUGUUUGUGAAUGGUAGUAGUUUGUAUAGGAUUUCUUGUAGAGCUGAUGGUAACCCAACUAACAGCAGUAUUUCUGUUUCAGUUAUGUAUAGGAGAGGUAGAGUGGUGUCUCUGGACACUUCUGUCACUUUAAUGGUUAUGAGAUCAAUUUAGUACUACAUGAGUCUGGUAUUAUUUUCAAACUGUGACCUGUAAUCUUCUGGGAAAGAAUAUGGCAGGUUAGACUCUUACUGGUAGCUCAUGUGGACAAAAACCUCAACAAAGCAUGUAAGCCAAGAUCUUCCCACACUGAAACCAAUGGAGUAACAACAAAAUUCAGACUGGUUUCUUACUUUUCCUAGCUGUUAAGCAAAGGAAUCCACCUACCAAAAGAAGCAGAACCCAUGCAAAAUAUCUCAUGCUGCAUUUCAGUUUUGUUAAUGUGAUCCAUUUGGCAUUUAGUGGUCUGGAAGUUACAGUACCUCCGGUUGAAAACUGCUGUUUCAGUUACGGUUGUUUCCCAAACCAACUGAACUUACUAUUAACCAAAGACUUAUCUACUUGAAAACAAAACAGUGAAGUUUGGUUCUGUCAUUUGUGACUUUGACUGGAAGCAGCUGAAGUGCAUAAUACAUGUACUGACCAAACCUGUGUCAUGUCACUGAGCAAGAAUUAUUCAAGGCAGCAGCACCGGUAUAACAUAGCAGAAUUCAGUAUUAAUCCCUCUAUGGAAACACAAAUCUAUGUAAUAAAUUGAUGUGCCAUACGUGUAGGCCAUGGGAAAAUUGUGCGUGCAAUGAAUUACAUACAGGCUUAAAAGCUUUAACAUUUGUACUGCUCUUCCUAUAAUAGAAUGUAUAUCUUGAUAGCUGUGACCCUAUGAGCUUCUCACAAAUAUGUAAGCUAAAGUUUAUUCUUCUUGUUCUAAAACUGCCAUUCUGUGAAUUGUUGCUUUCACUGUCCUCCACAGAGCAAGGAGUCUUUUCUCCAUGUGUUGCUGGGAAACAAAAAAGCAGGCGCUAUCUGUAAACCUUGCAGGCUGGGGAGAUCAGGGAAUGUUGGUCCUGAAUCUCUUUCUGGAGAGUUGCUCUUUUUUUUUUUUUUCUCUAGUAAAUGCAAACAGUGCCAAUAACCUGGGCCUUCUUUAGAAGAAGCAAAUCAUAUUCAGCGGCCUUCUUCUGGUCAGCUUCUGUUGAUACUUACUUUUCUCUUUCUGCUUCCUUUCACUUAGUCUUUGAUGAUAGGUGUCUUGCUGACUGUAACAGUGGAGGGCAAUUUGCCGCCUUUGCUCUUCCUUUAUCCAAAGCAAUUAAAGGUCUCAAACAAGAAGAAGAAACUUUACAGAACAAAUGCAGGCAUGUUGUUAACAGAGAGUGGAAAGGUAAAACAGCCUUCUAAGAACAUUCCAGUUUAUCUUUAAUGACAUGCCUGCACUGCGUUGGGGCUUCACAUCUUGCUUUCAUAGUGUGACCUGCUGUAAAGUUGUUUGUUAAAAUGAAGUCCUUUUAGAUUGUCCAAAAAAUUUUACUGUUUGUCACCAUAUUAGAAACAUAAAGUACAGUCUAUAAGGAAAGCAAUAUACAAUAUACUAUACAUCUUCUAUUUCAAUGCCUCUAGUUUUAGGCUAGUAUUCAUAUCAAUGUUUAUAAACAAAAUACAGGUUUUAUUGUUCAUUACAGGACCAAGCAAAGAAGUUUUGCCUUGUCUGAGUACUAAAGGUUGUCUAAACAGUAACGUUUCUCUUGAACGACUACUCUUUUCUCAUGCUUCUAGUUAACUUGUGGUGGGCUCUAUCCUACUCUAAUUCUUCAUAAAUGCAUUUGAAAGGGAAAGUAAUGAGCUCUUUUAGCGCAUGAUCUUCUCACAGUACCUGAUUCAUAAAUAGAUCUAUAAUCUCAUUUAUGAGUUACUAGUUACCAGCAAAACAGCAGAAAUCCCUCUGAAGUUCAGCUGAAUGCAUUCUGAAGAACCUUGCAUUACUUAUUCAGUUUUGCAAAAUUUCUUGAGUCAUUAUAGAAGGCAUAUUUUCUGAAGCUUUUGACGUGGAUACAGCCUUCAUCAAGAAUUGUUCUAAUUUCUGCUUCUUGUUUUAUAUGGAAGUCUAAUGCUAUGGAGAAUUUAUUUAAUAAAAAUCACAUGGGUUUCCUUCAAGAGAGUUUUCACUUCAUUUGACCUAUUCCUCAGAUAGGUAGCUCACUUUAAUUACUUCUUAUCAUAUUAGUACAUUACAUAGUAACCAGUAAAACUUUUUAUGAUAUUAGUACAUUACACAAUAACCAGUAAAAAAUUUGGGUUUUUUUUUCCAGAGAAACUCUACAGAACUUUCUGUUCCUGAUUGUGACCAGGAUAACUAAGUUAUAUAUUUCAGAGAGAAGUCAUUGAAGAGGUGAUCAAAUAAGAUAGUGUUACAACAAAUCCAGAAGUUCUAUAUACAAAGAGAUGAAAAGGGAAGUUACCUGGUUACUUUAUCCAGUCAUUCUGUAAAUGCAAUUCAGCUGCCAGGUCUGACUUCGAUCAUCACAAGUGUAGUGUAUUCUAUGGAAACCAUUGACAGAGCUUAGCUUUCUAAGCACUCCAGUAACAUGGUUUGAGAAAUAGCAGUUCAUUUACACUUCCAGGUGCUCAAGAUACCAUCCAGACAGUAUUUACUAUUGUUCUUCCACCAUUCAGAAAGUAAGUGUGAAUCUAUGUCUUUGCAUUAUUCCAGUACCUACAAGUAGGUAAGAGCGCAAGAGUGCAUUGCGUAGUUUGCUGCAAACUUGUUUUCCCAUGCAAUCAAAUGGAUGAGUAACUGCUUUAUCACUUCUGUGAUACCUUUUUUUUUUUGGUCUGUUUGUCUGGAUUUUUUUGACAUCUCUUCAACUGUGUCAUUAGCUCCGUCUGGGCUGCUGGAAGUCUGCUGGAUAAAGGCCAGACUACAGACAUGCACAAAAAAGUCUGUAUUUCAGAUGAGAGUGGUUUUGUAUGGGUAUGUUGAGCUUUCUGCUAGGAGCAGUCCAAGUUUGCAAAUGUACUCAGAUCAUCUCAGCCAGUGGAGCUGAUGUGUAUAGGCACAACAGAUGCUGACACGCUUCUCACUGUGUGCAGACACAUGGUCAUGCAUUUCACUCUGGUGAAUCCUGGGGUAAAAAAUGGAAGUUGCAGCAUUUGGGAUUUUGGAUGUAAAGUAGUAUGUGAUGUCUACCAUGUGCACUCCUUUGUCUUGUGAUAUCUGUCUGGAACAAACAAAACAAAACAAAACAAAACAAAACAAAACAAAAGGUGAGAGGGGGAGUGAAAUGUGAGGACAGUUGUGAUGUAGAGUUUAUUUGUCAAAAUUUAUGUUGUCUUAAAUCUUGUUUCAUAUUGCCACAUGUGGAGCUGACAACAUUCAAAUACAACGGUCAGUGCUAAUCUUCGGUCUCACAGAAGAUGUACCUGAGCUCGGCAGGUAAACAUCUACUGAGUAGCUACCGUACUGCUGUGGGGCAGGAGGUGACUGUCCUUUUUAAUAAACAUUAUUUGAUGAUUCAUUGCGGAAGUCAUCAAUACCCAAAUUCCAUGUUGGGAUUCAGCAAGUAAGGUGCAUUUUCCAACAAGGCUUUGUGAAUUUUGAAUGCCACAGUGAAUCAGGAGUGAUCUGUAGUGGUCCUAAACUUCCACUAAUAAAUCAGAUUGUUACAGCGCAGUCAAAGCCUUUGUCAGUGUUGCCAUGCCAGAAACCAUGUUCUGAACAACUGCAGAACAGACUUCUGCCUCAUCCUUGCAAUGAAAAAUCAUUGGGCUGCUAUUAUAGCUAAUAGGAGUCUUUGGGCUAAAAGUCUGCAAAAAGCUUUGAAACCAUAUCCCACACUCCUUGCUGUAUAAGACAUCGGUGGUCUGAUUCUGCAAGUGUUGUAUUUGCUGGGUAAUGCUUAGUCUGCUAACAGAACCAUAGUCCAGCACAUGGAUGUGUAAAGCACUCUGUGUAGGAGCAAGACAGCACUUUCCCUGACCUGCAUCUGGAUCUUACAUUUAGUUACACGGGCCAUUUAGGCUGCAGUCCUGCAUGUGCUGAAGUGAAUAGGUAACAAAAGGGAUGCAGGGGGUCUCAAAGUGUACUUUAGCCUUCUGCAAACACUGUGAGCGAGGGUGGUGGGACCGCGGCCAUACCUCAUGCAAGGCUGGUUGGAGAGAGGGGUCACACACCCAGUACCUAAUGCAGCAUUUCAGAUAUAUAAGGACUUAUUUUUCCAUAUGUUCUGCCCACAUUCCUGCAUAUUUUAUGAAUCAGGUCUGUGAUCAAUGUUUUGACCAAUUUGUUUGCUGGGGUUUCAUGGGGGUUACUAUCUCUUUGGUUUGCAAUGUAAAUAAUACUGUACAUCUGCUAUUUUAUGAUACAAAUGCCCUGUGAAUUGCUUAUUUUUAAAAUGUUACAGCUCUGUCAUGUUUAUUUACAAUGCCAUCUUACAGUAUUGGUUUAAUAUACAAUGUAUCUGUAUGGCAUGAAUUAAAUUGCUUAUAUUUUACAAUAUCAAACAUUGUAUUUUUUUUCUAAGAUUAUUACACUCCAUCCUAUGCAGUAUCAUAAAUGUUUCUUAAGUGGCUCAUUAAGUCUGGAAAUAUUGCUUCCGUUUCAGUAGUGCGGGCAUAAGAACCAAUAUUCCUGAUCAAAAUCAUCAGAUAUAUCAUCUAGCAAUUUCAGAUUAGAAAGAUAUGUACAAAUAUGUAAGCAUUUAUAGGUGAUCUGAACAUCUCCUGUAUCUUCCUUGCUUUUCAUGUAAUGAUAUAUUUUAAUCAUUUUGUAUAAUUUUUAUUUCUAAUUAAUUGUGAGUCAUUCACAGUGUAAAUAAUGUUUCAUUAUGCAAGAUUUCUAGGUAAUCAAGAUGAUAAAAAAAACAGUGAAUUUGUAUAUGAAAAGAAUUUGACUGUAGAUUGGAAUGACAUAAAAUAAAGUGGUGAUGACUA
This is a messenger RNA of Gallus gallus (chicken), 20314 nucleotides long. RefSeq names its product guanylate cyclase 1 soluble subunit alpha 2 (gene GUCY1A2). The coding region runs from base 145 to 2322 and encodes 725 amino acids. NCBI's taxonomy places the organism in Eukaryota, Metazoa, Chordata, Aves, Galliformes, Phasianidae. Gene Ontology annotation, cellular component: guanylate cyclase complex, soluble. The transcript is spliced from 8 exons. Gene Ontology annotation, biological process: cGMP biosynthetic process; response to oxygen levels. The record is from RefSeq and is a predicted model, not a curated record. Gene Ontology annotation, molecular function: guanylate cyclase activity; heme binding.